Molecule: messenger RNA, 7977 nt
Organism: Pristis pectinata (smalltooth sawfish)
Lineage: Eukaryota; Metazoa; Chordata; Chondrichthyes; Rhinopristiformes; Pristidae
Gene: pank4
Product: pantothenate kinase 4 (inactive)
Exons: 19
Coding region: 1-2334 (777 amino acids)
Biological process (GO): coenzyme A biosynthetic process
Cellular component (GO): nucleus; cytosol
Molecular function (GO): ATP binding; pantothenate kinase activity
Source: RefSeq, a predicted model, not a curated record
AUGGCGGCAGAUUGCACGAAAGCAGCCGGGGGCGUUCGGACGUCCCGCUCGGCCCGCGACGGCCUGGACAAAAGCAUUACUCUGCCGCCGGACCAGAUCUUCCGCAACCUGGAGAACGCCAAGAGCUUCGCCAUCGAUAUAGGUGGCUCAUUGACAAAGCUGGCCUACUACUCAACUGUGCAGCACAAGGUAGCCAAAGUACGAUCCUUCGAUCAUUAUGGUAAAGGCCCAGAUGAUGAGCCAUUGUAUGAGAUCUCAGUUCAGGAAGAGAUCACUGCCAGACUUCAUUUUGUUAAAUUUGAAAAUGCUUAUAUAGAAACAUGUUUGGACUUCAUCAAAGCCCAUCUGGUCAACACAGAGACCAAAGUAAUUAAAGCUACGGGAGGUGGUGCUCACAAGUUCAAGAACCUGAUUGAGAAGAAACUAGGACUGAAAGUGGAUAAGGAAGAUGAAAUGACUUGUUUAAUCAAAGGUUGCAACUUUGUGCUGCGAAAUAUUCCACAUGAGGCCUUUGUGUAUGUGAAGCAUGCAGACCCUGAAUUCCGAUUUCAGACAACGCACCCAGAUAUCUUUCCCUACCUGCUAGUGAACAUUGGGUCAGGAGUAUCGAUAGUCCGGGUGGAAUCUGAAGACCAAUUUGAGCGUAUAGGAGGAAGUUCAAUAGGAGGUGGUACAUUUUGGGGACUUGGAGCUUUGCUGACAAAAACAAAGCGCUUCGAUGAAUUAUUGCAGCUUGCGUCAAGAGGGCAGCAUACAAACGUUGACAUGUUAGUUCGUGACAUUUAUGGAGGAGCGUAUGAAUCCUUUGGGUUGACUGGGGAUCUUAUAGCUAGUAGCUUUGGAAAAUCUGCGACUACUGAUAAAGAAUUCACUCAAGAGGACAUGGCCAAAAGUUUACUUCAUAUGAUCAGCAAUGACAUAGGCCAACUGGCUUGCCUGUAUGCCAAACUGCAUAACCUUAGCAGAGUUUACUUUGGUGGUUUCUUUAUCAGAGGACAUCCUGUUACCAUGCACACAAUUACCUACAGUAUCAACUACUUCACAAAGGGUGAAGUCCAGGCACUCUUCUUGAGACAUGAAGGAUAUCUUGGUGCCAUCGGGGCCUUCCUAAAGGGAGCAGAAGAGGACAAUCCUAAUCAGUAUAGUUGGGGGGAGAACUACGCUGGCAGCUCAGGUUUAAUGAGCAGCUCUCCUGAUGUACAUCCAAUGCAGCGAACACGAAGUGGAACGUUUGACAUGUUGGAGAUGGACCGACUGGAGCGGCAGCUGGUGAAUCUUCCCCUCCUGCUCGAUGCGUCAUCAUACGUCCCAGAUACAGUUGACCUCACUGAAGAUGCCAUGGCAAGGGAGUACUGGUUGAGCUGCUUCGAAGAUGCUUUAGAUGGUGUGGUAAAACGGGCAGUUGCUAGUCAGCCACAGUCACUGGAUGCCCCAGAGCGAGCAGAGAAAUUUCGCCAGAAAUACAGGCACAAACUUCAGACGUUGAGACACCAACCAUUUGCAUAUGGAUCCCUAACAGUCAGAAGCUUGCUGGACACGCGGGAGCACUGUCUGAAUGAAUUCAACUUUCCAGAUCCUUACUCAAAAGUGAAGCAAAGGGAAAAUGACAUAGCAUUGAAACACUUUCAGAAGGUGGUGCAGAACUUGGACUCACUGAGCAUGGAGGAGCGACAGUUUGCAUUAGUAAAAGGUCUCUUAGCAGGAAAUGUAUUUGACUGGGGAGCCAAAGCUGUUUCAGAUGUUCUUGAAACAAAUUCAGCUUUUGGCUUUGAAGAAGCGAAAAAACAACUGCAAGCACGGCCAUGGCUGGUGGAUGCAUAUAAUGACUGGAUAGAACGGCUUAAGGGUCCUCCUCACAAAUGUGCCUUAUUUUUCGUAGAUAAUAGUGGAAUAGACAUAAUUCUUGGAGUUUUCCCAUUUGUCAGGGAGCUGCUGUCCAAAGGAACAGAGGUUAUUUUAGCCAGCAACUCGGGACCAGCAUUAAAUGAUGUCACUUGCAGUGAGUUGACAAUAGUUACAGAGAGGAUUGCAGCAAUGGAUUCAGUCAUCAGGACAGCUUUAGAAAAAGAUAAAUUAUUACUAGUUCAGAGUGGAUCCAGUUCACCGUGUCUAGAUCUGAGUCGUCUUGACAAAGGAUUGGCGACAGUAGUCUGGGAGAGGAAGACUGACCUAGUGAUUAUUGAAGGCAUGGGUCGAGCUAUUCAUACAAAUUAUUACGCCGCAUUGCGUUGUGAAAGCCUCAAACUUGCUGUCAUCAAGAAUGCCUGGUUGGCAGAGCGGCUUGGUGGAAGUAUCUUCAGUGUAGUUUUUAAAUAUGAAAUGGCACCAAAGUGAAAAUGUGAACUACUUUGCUGAGGAAGGACUUGGCAUUGCACUGACACUGAGAGGGCCCUGUGGAAUGUAAUUGUAUUAUUUUCUGUGAUUAUAUAUUUGCAGAUUGGAAGAAAAGUUGAUGUGGAUCAGCAAAGCUUUUGUGUCAGAAGCAAUAAUAUAUAUUAUAUAUGUACAGCUACCAUAUACUUGUUUUAAGAAAACAUUUAUUGUAUAGACACAGUAUUUGUGGAAAUGAACAUUGUUUUGUUUUUGCUCACUCAAGACAAUCAGGUUAAAUGUUAUUCCUUUCUCAAGCUGUUCCCUUGAAGAAAUCGUGUUAAUGGAUGGUGUGAAAUGCAGAUGGCAAUGUUGGGUCUCUGUAAAACAAAAUGGUUCAUGGUUCAGAUUGACCUACUGUGUCCACUUUGGAAAAAUUACCAAUCAGUAGUACAGUUAUAAAUGUUUUUUAUAUCUUGAUUUAUAUCAGAAGAGAGCAAUUUAAGCUAUAUAAAACUAAGGAUGCAGUAGUGGUUAAUGCAAGUUGGUUACUGUAUUAAUGUGUACAGUAAGGAUGGAUGUAGUCUGUAAGUGGAUCUGAUAAUGGGGCAGUAAUUUACACCACCCGAUGAUUGUAAAUGCAAUGCAUAAAUCAGAAUAGCACAAUUAUCACCUGAUUCUUGGUUAUAUUGUUGGAGUUUUGGCUUGAAUAGCUUUUCUGGAAAGUAACUGGUUUGCUCCAAGUCAUUUAUGGAGUUAUAGAAUCAUACAGCCCAGAAAUAGACUCUUCGGCCCACCCUGUUAAUGUCAGCCACCAAGUACCCAUCUAUACUAACCCAUUUAUCAGCACUUAGUUCAUAGCCUUCUAUGCCUUGGAUAUUCAAGUGCUCAUCCAGAUACCACUUAAAUGUUGUGCGAGUCUCUGCCUCUACCAUCCCCUCAGGCACUACAUUCCAAACUCCAUCCACCCUCUGGGUGGAAAACAAUCUUCCUUGUAUCCCCUCUAAACCUCUCAUUCCUUACCUUGAAUGUAUGCCCUCUGGUUAUACAUAUAAAGCACUGGAGGCACUCAGCAGGUCAAACAGCAUCUAUGGAGAGAAAUGGGCGGUUGACGUUUUGGGUCAAGACCCCUCAGACCCAAAACAUCAACUGUUUUUGGAAUAUUCUAAUAUUCCAAAGUAUCUUAGAAUUAGAAGAACUGUCAAACUGUUAGUAAUGUAGGAAAUGCAUCAGUCAAUUAACAGACUACAAGCCUCCCUCAAACAGCAGUGGGAUACGGGCCAGAUCUAGGCUGAGAUCAGAGGUUCUGUUGCAAGAAAUGUAUAAUGCACCUCCUGUACUUAUUCCAUAUUGUGACUUUUACAUUUUCAAGUUAACAUCUUCCUCUGAAGAUGGCAUCUAAAACAGCACCUCAAUCCUUUAGUACUGUGCUAGACUGUCAGCCUGGAUUUUGAUCUUGUGUUUCUGGGGUUGGAUUGAACUAGUAACCUUCCAGUUCUGGCAAGAAAGAUCUAUACUGAUCAGAGGUUAACACCUACUCCAUAAACGUACCAUGAGUGCUGCAGGCAAAGUCUGCAAUCUGAAGUAACUGACCUAAAUUUCCAAACAAUAAUUCAAAGUUUUAUACGAUAAUUUGUUUUAACCUGCGCUGUGCAUCAGCCAAUCUUGAUGCCUUAUCUUCAGGGAUAAUCAUCAGCUUGGCAAAAAUCAGUGUGGUGUGAAUUAUUCCCACCCUAAAGUGUAAGUGAUAUUGUCAGCAAAGGUUUGUCAGGCUGCCAGUAUUGUAUUAAAUUCUGCCCUUCAUUGUAAUUCUUGUAAGCAAUGCUUGGUGCCAAAAUUGUGCUUGCUUGUGUGGACCUGAUAAUAGGAUGGAUAUACGGAGUACGGUGUUCCUUCAUUGAGCUGUGAAGUUUCAAAGAAGUCCUGAUUUCUCUGUGAAGAAUUUAUGGACAGGUAAAUUGUGGGCUGUUUGUCAUUAGAUGAUGAUGGGGGUAGAAUUUAAAAUACUGUAACUCAGAAUUAAAGGAGAAUCCCUUAGGACAGCUUUGGGCAGGGUUUUAAACCCUUGCAUGUAUCUGCUAUCAGGAAACAUUGGGAUAAUGGGGAAAUAAAAUAACUUAUGACUUCUGCUAACUGCUGUGCACAAUAGUAACUUAUUCUCCCACUCCUACCCUAUUGAAAACUUGAAAUCAAAGGGAGUUGAGUGCUUGCUGAAGUCAUUAAAUUCUUAUGGGUUAUUCUUGUGGCUUGCACUGUGAUUCUGAUAUAUAAGCUGACAGAAGUUGCUUGACUCUGUUUAUUUCAUAAAUAGCUUUUAAAAGGUAUUAAUUUAACUGUACCUAGAGAAGAGAAAUUUUGUGCAAGAUUUACCAUAAGAUGCAUGAUUCACCAUGAAGAUACAUUUCAAUCAUCGUGUCUGGAGUAUUAGAGGAGGAGGCUCUUUGGUCCAUCAUGGCUAUUCCAGCUUAAUGAAAACUUGAUCAUUUAGUGAUCCUCCACUAUAUACAUAACACACCAUUUUUGUUUCCUUUCCAAGUAUAUAUCCAGCUCUCUUUUUUUUGAAGGUUACUGAAUCUGCUUCCACUCUCCUUUUGAGUAGUACAUGGAUCGUGCCAGCUAUAUUAGGCUUUACACAUGGUACUGCACAGAAACAGAUCAUACAAGUGGUGUAUGCCAGUGUUAAUGCUUCACUGUCACUUUAGUUUUGGUAUAGUGAAGGAAAAAGGAACUGUCUUUACUGUAAUUCAGCAACAAUUUUUAGCCUGUUUUUAAAAAGUAUAUUUGUAUAAAAUUUAGACUUGCUGUCACAAUUGCACAGUGGCAGUGACAGUGACAAGCAAAGAUUACUCAUAAAUGCACUUAGAUGAUGCGUCACAGCUGUGUGACCGUACAUCAUAGAAUAACUUGGCCCUGUCCUUGCCUGGUGCAUGGACACAUUUCUAACGAGUUGCCCAUCAGCACUUGUGAAACACUAAUUGGCUUGUACCCUGGCUAAGAUCAUUCAGCAUGGAUUAAAAUUGGGCUCUCUGAUCUUUGUGGUUACUGUAACAAAAUGCAUAGCCCAAGAUGUUGGAGAAACUUUUUGUGAGGUUAAAUUUUAAAAAAAGUAUUGUUUUUAACCAAGUCUUAGAAAUUAGGACUACCAUUCUGAUUUACCAAUAUGAUCCUUUGGAUUUGGCUGCUUGUAGUGACUCCUAACGUCCAGCCUGAAUGGAGAUGUUUAGAUAUUUUCAAAUUUCUCUAUGACAUUGAGGGAGACCAUUUGGUCUGUCAAAUCUCUGCUGAUUCUCAGUGAAAUCCUAUCAAUACCAUUCCCUUGCUUAUUUCUCUGUAACCCAUUCUUGCUCACAUGCCCAUCCACACCACCAUAACUACAUUCCCAUCCACCUACCAACAGUAGAGGCAAUUUACAAUGGCCAAUUAACCUACUGACCUGCACAUCUUUGGGGUGUGGGAGGUAACAGGACCAUACAGGGGAAGCCCAUGUGGUUUCAGGUAGAAUGUACAAAUUCUACAAAGACGGCACUGGAGGUCAGGAUUGAUACUGCAUCCCUGGAACUGAGGCAGCAGCACUACCUGCUGCAUCACUGUUACUUGACAACUGCGUCUACUAGUUUUUUUUAUGCACGUAAUAUGCAACUUCUUUAAAAACUUCUUUGCAGUAGAAAUAUCUUUGCUCCACUUAAAAGGCUGGUAUAAUUUUGCUCAGUUCAUAAUUAAAACCCCAAACUUAAAACAUUACCUACUAGUUUGCUGUUGCAUUGCUGCCUAUGUUCACUCACUUUUUUUAAGCCCCUUCUAAUUAUUGUUUUGAUCUCAGCUGAUGCAAACAGAUGUCUUCAGGAGGUGGCAUGCAGUGCUCAGAGCAGUUUAUGAUACGGUGAAUAGUAUGGAGAAGUUGUAUAAACAUCACUCCUUCAAAUUAUACUGUGACAGCCUGGGAUCCAGAUGGCAAAAUGUAACUUCAAAAUAAACAUCAAGAAAUUUUUCACACCAAAACCAAGAGAGCUGGAUAAUGGGAACAGGAAUUGUUUGAGAAGCUGCCAGAUUCUCCUGCUUGGCAAAGGGGAACCUUUCUGAUUAGAUAAUUAGCUAAACAUCCAUUUGAAUGAAAGACCUGAAGAAAAGGAAUCUUUCUUGGCCUUUGCAAAAAUUUCAAAUUUGUUCUUUAUUUUCUAAGGACUUGCUCAAGUGCUUUAGAAGAAUUGUAUUGAACAGCUGCCAAUAUGCAUAUGGUAUGGUCUCGCAAAUGGCAUCUGAAUGAAUGACUGACUGGCUAAUUGGUUGUUGAGGAAGGAAUAUUGAGUAGUUUACUCUUGGAAUAAUACCAUGGUGACAUCUAUAUCCAAUUGAGAGUGCAGUUGGGGCUUUGAUUUAAACUCUUAAAGACGGCAACUUUGAAUAUACAGCAUUGUAUCAGCCUAAGUUGCAUGCUUAAGCCAGUAAUGGGGAUUGUACCCAUGACUUACUGAUGUGAAAAUCUAGAGUUCCAUUUUCCCAGCUCAGCUGGCACUUGCAGUGAAUAUUUGGUAUGUUCCAUUGAAUAAUUUGUUUUUUGGCCAUCUAUAAAAUCCUGAUUUGAUUUUGAUUAGUUAAUACUACAGCCUAGCCAUGUGGAUCUAAUAUAAAUUUUACUUUAUAAUGAUGGACACAACUUUAUAAACCAUUUUUAAUGUUUUUAAAGGUUAUCAGUAUUAAUGUGGCUUAAUAGUAAGUGCAGUAAGCCCAAACUGUGCUGAGUUAGGUCAAUUUGUCUUCAUAAGAAAAAGAGACUCCAGAAACUGUUCCCUGUUCCCAUGCUGAAACUCUCCUUCAGAUGCAAUGGCUUGAGAUGAAGAGUGCUUUAUAAAGGAAUUGUUUCCUAUGGUGGGAUUGGAGAGGCAGUUUUUCAAUGCAACAUUAAUUGAAAACUGAUAUCAGAUUCCAAUUCAAUGGCCCAUAGCCAUUUGCCCUUUGCAGUCCGGCUUUCUUCCUUGGAUGUGCUGUAGUCCUCACAUGAGCAGUGUUCUUUCAUCAUGGUAACUAAAAGUCAUUGAAAUUAUCAGGGAAACAUGAGCCUGAAUACUUUUUUAAAAAAGUUAUGGGUGAGAUGUUAAGAGGGGUUGGGGAUUAGGAAUUUUGUGGGUUUUUUUGUCCUGUGUUGAGCAUCAAGCUCAGAGGGAGCGGGAAAUAAUCUGGGUAUAGGUAAUCACAACAGUGAAGUAAAUGAUUUUGCACCUUCAGAGUUUCUAGAUUCGCAUUGCUUCUUGUGGUCAGUGUAUAAAUUGUGUUGUAUUGAAACCAUUGUGUUUAUUAACGAGCAAGGCACUGGACAGUAUAUUUGCAAUGUGCUAUUGAUGUCAUUCUCUGCAAGAAGAGCUUCAAAAUUUUUGCUACAGUAACGUGGACAGAACAGAUUGUAACACGGCACAGUACAGUUAAUCCAUUCAAGCAGACCUCAGGGCAAUCAGAAUGUGCAAGUUGCUUAAAUUCCUUUAGUAUAGUGGAUUCCUAUUUAGAGAGAAGUUUUUAUAUAAAUAUCAAUAGUCUGAACUGUCCCAGACUGCCUGGCUGUACGGCACUUGCAGUAUGACAUGGUGUCCCCAGGAGUACACUCUAACCAAGGCAAUUGAUUGGGAAAGAGAAAAACUUUACUGUAUUUUACGUGAUCAACCAAGUAACACAAUG